AUGGAUAAUAUAAUCGAGAAUUCUUUAAACUUCUGGUAAUAGAGACUCAAUACAACAAUUAAAGAUCAAACUUAAAUCCUAAUAAUUCCAAAUAAAAUUUCAAUAGUAGAUAGAGUAGUAAUAAAAUCGGCUUGCUUCUGGAAUAGGAUGGCCGAUGAAUUCUUAGCUAAAAGUUCCACAAACAGAUCUAUGGAUAGUGUAUCCUCUUAGCCAAAAAAACAGUAGAUAUCCGAUUGCUGA
Molecule: messenger RNA, 240 nt
Organism: Paramecium pentaurelia
Lineage: Eukaryota; Ciliophora; Oligohymenophorea; Peniculida; Parameciidae
Source: the annotation of a GenBank genome assembly